Molecule: messenger RNA, 611 nt
Organism: Capsicum annuum
Lineage: Eukaryota; Viridiplantae; Streptophyta; Magnoliopsida; Solanales; Solanaceae
Exons: 2
Coding region: 58-519 (153 amino acids)
Source: RefSeq, a predicted model, not a curated record
UAUUGCAAUUGAGUGAUCAUACGAUAAAUCAUUUGAAAAAAUCAAUAUUAUUAUAUUAUGUCUAGUGGUAUGCAAAAAUCGAUUCAUGAAGAUGAACGUGCAGGAGCAGAAAUUUCAUAUGGAGCUGAAGAAUGCUAUCGUCGAAUUGUAAAGCUCCUGCUAGACUCGGGAUUUCCAAAAGGGUUGCUACCACUUAAAGAACUCGAAGAAUUUGGCUAUGUUUGCAAAACUGGAUUUGCAUGGAUGAAACAAAAAGCCCCUUACGAGCAUUAUUUUACUGAGACGAAAACACUCGUUAGCUACGGAACUGAGGUCACUGCAUAUGUUGAGAAAGGUAAAAUGAAGAAAAUAAGUGGUAUUAAGGGUAAGCAAUUGUUUCUUUGGGUGCCAACGGUUGAGAUGAGUAUUGAAGAUCGUGAUAGAAAGAAGAUUUAUUUCAAGGGACCUGUGGGAAUCGGGAAAUCUUAUCCGAUCACUAUUUUUAUGACCGACGAGGAAAAGGAGAAAGCUAAAAAGUAGUGCGUAAUAUUUUGUUCCUGUCUAUUGUUUGUUGUCGAUCUUCAUUUCUCCGAGUUUUUACUUGAAUAAAAAACGCAUCUCAUGUAUUGGAA